Messenger RNA from Penicillium argentinense, 297 nucleotides. RefSeq names its product small nuclear ribonucleoprotein E. Gene Ontology annotation, molecular function: RNA binding. Gene Ontology annotation, cellular component: U2 snRNP; precatalytic spliceosome; U4/U6 x U5 tri-snRNP complex. The transcript has 3 exons. Lineage: Eukaryota; Fungi; Ascomycota; Eurotiomycetes; Eurotiales; Aspergillaceae. Gene Ontology annotation, biological process: spliceosomal snRNP assembly; mRNA splicing, via spliceosome. Bases 1 to 297 code for a protein of 98 amino acids. The record is from RefSeq and is a predicted model, not a curated record.
AUGCCUGCUCCUAACUCUUUCCCGCGCAACAAGCAGAAGCAGCAGCAGCUGGUCGUUCCCAUCAACAUGAUCUUCGGUGGGAUGCAGAGCAAGAGCAUUGUGAAGAUCUGGCUCGUCGAUGCGCCCCGUGACCGUAUCGAGGGCCGCAUCCAGGCCUUCGACGAGUUCAUGAACAUGACUCUGGAAGACGCUGUGGAGGUUCGCGUCUCUGCUCGCGGUCGAGAGGAGAAGCGUCGCAACCUAGGCGAAAUUGUCCUCAAGGGUGACAAUGUUUCCCUUAUUGCGUUUGGUAACUAA